AUGGGUAGAUGGAGAAAUGGAAUAGGACCAAAUAUUGAUGAACACGUAAAGAAAAAUGUUGCCCUUGCUGAACAUAUGUUGCCUGAACCGUAUGGUGGGGGCAGGGUUGUUGUCCACACAUCCCAUGGAGCCUUGCGUGUUGAUCUCGGUGCAUACACAUGUAGUUGUGCAGCUUGGCAAAUGUCGAGGAUCCCUUGUCCACAUGCUUGUAUAGCCAUAAAGUCCAUGCAUGGAAAUGUCUAUGACUUUGUUGAAAAUUACUACAAGAUCACAUCCCAAGAAAAGAUUUACUCCCGCUGCAUGAUACCAGUGGUCCCCAUUGACAGGCCUGACCCAAAUACCAUUUUGAUGGAAAAUAUUUCAGAGCAAAUUUUUCUGUUCCCACCUCAGACUAGUCGACCUGCUGGAAGGCCAAGAGCUAACAGACGCGAAUCACAAUUCUAG
This is a messenger RNA of Neltuma alba, 444 nucleotides long. RefSeq lists its product as uncharacterized. Gene Ontology annotation, molecular function: zinc ion binding. The transcript has a single exon. Bases 1 to 444 code for a protein of 147 amino acids. Lineage: Eukaryota; Viridiplantae; Streptophyta; Magnoliopsida; Fabales; Fabaceae. The record is from RefSeq and is a predicted model, not a curated record.